UUAUUUUGGGGUAAAAAUACAAGACAAGACCUGAGAGAGAGAGAGAGAGAGAGAGAGCGAUGGCGAAGUUCUCGGUGGGUGGAGAAGAAGAUGGGGAAGGCCCCAGCAGUAGUCCCAGGCCAAAACGACUCAGGAUCUCUGUCCAAACCAACUUUGUGGACCAAAAUGACCCACAACGCCUACAACAACAAGAACAAGAAGAAGGAGACGAUGAAAGUUACGAAGAAGAAGAUGAAGAAGAAGAAGGAGAAGAAGAAGCAGCCUCUUAUGACGAUGAAGAAGACGACACUGAAGAAGAAGAAAUCGAAGAAGUAGAAGAAGAUGAAGAAGAAGAAGAAGCACAACAAGGAAACCAAGGUUCUGAUGUCACUGUGGGACCCAGAUCCACCAUUGGUAAUGAUAGCCACGUUAUUCAUGUGGGUGACGGUUCCAUUUCCGUGACUCUCACUGAUCCCGAAGUCCUCGAUUGCUCUAUUUGCCUGGAGCACUUGUCCCCUCCUGUCUUUCAGUGUGAGAAUGGGCAUAUAGCUUGCUCUUCCUGCUGCAACAAACUUAAGAAUAAAUGUCCCUCCUGCUUUUGGCCUAUUGGCUAUAACCGUUGCCGAGCCAUUGAGAAGGUUCUAGAAGCAGUCAAAAUUCCGUGUCAGAAUUCUAAGUAUGGUUGCAAAGAAGUGGUUUCUUACAGUAGGAAAAGUGACCAUGAGAAGACAUGUAUAUAUGCACCUUGUUCAUGCCCCCUUUCACAUUGCAAAUUCAUUGCUUCAUCCAAGCAGAUAUAUGUUCAUUUCAGUAGCAAACAUACAAAUUCUGCAAUAGGCUUCAAAUAUGAUUCCAACUUCUCUGUGUCCUUAACUCUUACUGACAAAUUUCUUGUCCUCCAAGAACAGAGCAACGGUGUUUUGUUUGUUCUUAAUAAUUGUGUUGACCAUCGUGGGAAUGUGGUGACAAUUAAUUGUGUUGGGCCCAGCUCAACAACAGGAGGGUUCUCCUAUGGUCUUGCAGUAAAAACUCAAGGAUGCUCUCUCCGAUUAGAAUCUUUCACAAAGAACAGUCAACAUCGGGUUGAUAGUCCUCCUUCAACAGGAUUUCUUCUAAUUCCAACUGAUUUUUUUGGUUCUUGUGGCCAGCUCAAGUUGGAAGUCUACAUUAAGCGUAGUGCUACAUGUGGCAUUACUUCUUUUGGGAUUGCCCGAGGAAGAAUUGGUCCUGUUUAAAGUAGCUGAUGUUAUUAUAAUAUGGUGUAUUGUUUUGGUGAAUGAUUCAGGCUAAACGGAUUGAUAAAUAUAUAUAAAAUCAUCUCUUUAGAACGUGA
This is a messenger RNA of Quercus robur (English oak), 1312 nucleotides long. RefSeq names its product E3 ubiquitin-protein ligase SINA-like 10. The coding region runs from base 60 to 1214 and encodes 384 amino acids. Gene Ontology annotation, molecular function: zinc ion binding. The record is from RefSeq and is a predicted model, not a curated record. NCBI's taxonomy places the organism in Eukaryota, Viridiplantae, Streptophyta, Magnoliopsida, Fagales, Fagaceae. The transcript is spliced from 2 exons.